Mirounga angustirostris (Northern elephant seal) is the source of this 2763-nucleotide messenger RNA. It is a transcript of the gene POLL, whose product is annotated as DNA polymerase lambda. NCBI's taxonomy places the organism in Eukaryota, Metazoa, Chordata, Mammalia, Carnivora, Phocidae. Gene Ontology annotation, cellular component: nucleus. Gene Ontology annotation, biological process: double-strand break repair via nonhomologous end joining. Gene Ontology annotation, molecular function: DNA binding; DNA-directed DNA polymerase activity. The record is from RefSeq and is a predicted model, not a curated record. The transcript is spliced from 9 exons. Bases 324 to 2144 code for a protein of 606 amino acids.
CCCCGGCUGACCGAAUCGCCGCGGCGGGGAGGGGCCCCUAGGGCAGGGUCCGGACACUCCAGCCCUCCUCCGGUCCCCAGCUGGGAGUCGCUGGCGCGCGCCAGCUGCGAACGCGGCGGGGGCCCCACAGCUGCCGGUUGUCUUCACCCCCAGCUGUGAGGCCGAGACUCCCCCAGGCUCGGAAGGCGCCCCACACCUGCUGCGGCUAUGCUCCAUCUCCCCGCAGCCGCGGGGCUGAGCACUCCCGUGACAAGAGGCCCGCCACCGGGGCAGUUGCCCUGAUCAAACCUAAAACCCUAAGGCAGUGAUCUGGCCGUACCUCAAUGGACCCUGGGGGCAUCUUGAAGGCAUUUCCCAAGCGGAGGAAAAUUCAUGCCAAUCCAUCAUCAAAAGCACUUACAAAGAUUACCAAGCAAGAAGGUGGAGAAGAAGCAGGAGAGUGGUUGAGCUCCCUUCGGGCCCAUGUUGUGCCCAGUGGCAUUGGGCGAGCCCGGGCAGAACUCUUUGAGAAGCAAAUUAUCAAGCAUGGUGGCCAGAUAUGCGCUGCCCAGGCCCCAGGGGUCACUCACAUUGUGGUGGAUGAAGGCAUGGACUGUGAGCGAGCCCUCCGCCUCCUUCGACUGACCCAGCUACCCCAGGGUGUUCAGCUGGUAAAGUCGGCCUGGCUGAGCCUGUGCCUGCAGGAGAAAAGGCUAGUGGACACAGCAGGAUUCAGCAUCUGCAUCCCCAACAGGUGCCUGGACCAACCACAGCUCAGCAAGGCAGACCAAGACUUUUCUGUGCCUCCUGGAGCCCGUGAGGCUGUGCUCAGGACAGCCCUUUCUCCUUCCCGUCCUCCCACCAGGCCUGUAUCUCCUCCCCGGAGGACAGAGGAGGCCCUGAGCACCCAAGCCCAGCCUGGCAUUGAUGAUGAAACCAGUGACGAGGAAGAGACCCAGGUUAGCGCAGCUGAUCUGGAAGCCUUUAUCAGCGGCCACUACUCCACCCUCCUUGAGGGAGAUGGUGAGCCUAGUCCAGCCCCUAAGGGCCUGGAUAAGUGGGUCUGUGCACAGCCUUCGAGCCAGAAGGCGAUCAACCACAACCCCCACCUCACAGAGAAGCUGGAAGUGCUGGCGAAAGCCUACAGUGUUCAGGGAGACAAGUGGAGGGCCCUGGGCUAUGCCAAGGCCAUCAAUGCCCUCAAGAGCUUCCACAAGCCUGUCACCUCCUACCAGGAGGCCUUCGGUAUCCCCGGGAUUGGAAAGCGGAUGGCCGAGAAAAUCGCAGAAAUCCUGGACAGCGGGCAUCUGCGGAAGCUGGACCAUAUCAGUGAGAGUGUGCCUGUCUUGGAGCUCUUCUCCAACAUCUGGGGAGCUGGAACCAAAACUGCCCAGAUGUGGUACCAACAGGUCACACCAUGUCCCAGCACCCACUUCGGUUUUACUUUCUCAGAGGGUUUCCGGACCCUAGAAGACAUCCGCAACCAGGCCUCCCUGACUACCCAGCAGGCCAUUGGCCUGAAGCAUUAUGAUGACUUCCUGGAACGCAUACCCCGGGAGGAGGCUACAGAGAUUGAGCAGACAGUAAGCAGUUGUCCCAGAGCAGUGAGGAGAGCCAGGCCUUGCUAUAAGGUCCGGGAAGCAGCUCAGGUCUUCAACCCCAGGCUGCUGUGUGUGGCAUGUGGUUCUUACCGCCGGGGGAAGGCAACCUGUGGUGAUGUGGACGUGCUGCUCACUCACCCGGAUGGCCGGUCUCACCAGGGCAUCUUCAGUCCUCUCCUCGACAGCCUUCGGCACCAAGGGUUCCUGACAGAUGACCUGGUGAGCCAGGAGGAGAACGGCCAGCAGCAGAAGUAUUUGGGGGUGUGCCAGCUACCCGGGCCGGGGCGGCGGCACCGACGACUGGACAUCAUCAUUGUGCCCUACAGCGAGUUUGCCUGUGCCCUGCUCUACUUCACUGGCUCUGCCCACUUCAACCGCUCCAUGCGGGCUCUGGCCAAGACCAAGGGCAUGAGCUUGUCGGAGCAUGCCCUCAGCACCUCUGUGGUCCGAGACACCCAAGGCCUCAAGGUGGGGCCUGGUCGAGUGCUGCCCACCCCCACUGAGAAGGAUGUCUUCAGGCUUUUAGGCCUACCCUACCGAGAACCAGCUGAGCGGGACUGGUGACCCACGGCUGGGGGGAAGGAGGCGCCAAGCUGGACUGGCUGCCCCACCUGGCCAUCCAGUACUUGGCUCCAGCCUUAGUAGGCUGAACCUCACCACUUCAGCCACCUGGGCCUGAGGGAAGGGGCCAGCCUGGCUCCCAGGCUCGGCUUGGCCUGGCCCUCUUCUCAACAGGAGCAGACUGCUGUCCUUCUACCUCACCAGUGCCCCUGGUAGAGUUUUGUACACGGCCCCUUGACCCAUUUUAAGCAAGAACAGGUGCUGGUGUGAAGCCAGCUUCCUGUGCUGAAGGCCCAUGACACCCCUCUUCCCUACCCAAGGAGGGUUUGGCUGCUGGGGGCGGGGCGGGGGCUGCAGGGGAAGGGGCAAACAGCUGUGGCUGAGCAUCACCUAAGACCCUUUGGAGCAAGAGAAUGCGCUACUCCACAUGGACUCCUAUGCGGCCCGCUUCCUCUGCAGCUGGAGGUGUGGGGAGGGGGCAACCGAGGCUCGGUAAGGACAGCAUUUGAAGGCCCAGGGGCCCAGUAAAGUGCACUUGACAUUCCGACUCCCUAGUGUCUGUGAGCGGCUGCAGUCCCUGCCUGCCUUCCACCCGGGUGGGGAUGGAGAUGGGAGCUGAAUG